CCGUUCCUGUUCUUUCCUUCUGUUUUGCUCUUCUUUGGAUUUGGCUGCUGGUGCGCUUCGAGCUUCGUGUGUCCGGCGAUAUGCUGGUGUUCUUCCAACACCAUUAGAUGUGACAACGUCACGGAAAAGUCUGUUCGGAUGAGCGAAAGGGGUCCAAGACUGUAAGUGAUGAAUUUUACAUCUGAUCUGAUUAGUAUUUUGUCGAUGGACAUGGUAACUCGAAUUGGUGUGCAUUUACGCAGGGGUCAAAUAAAUUGCAACCACAGACCAUGCAAAUAAAAUGUUCAAUAAGAAUAAAUCAAAGCUUAAAGAUAAGGCAUGUAUGGUGUUUUAAAAAGCACAAGUGUUAACUUCUAGCAUUACUUGCCUUGAUGGCCUACUUUCAGAUGACGUAGCCUAUAAUUGAUCCAUUACAGGUAACAUAAUAACAUUUGCCACUGCCUCUCUUUCCAUUGUACGGUCCACAUUAUAUUCCAAAGCCUUGAAAGUCUACGAAAACUUAAGCUAAUUUUGCGUUGAUUUAAAUCCAACAUAGAACGACGCACAAGCUCAUUUACCAAGAAACUCAAGCUAUUGCUCCGGAUGCCUUUCUCCAGUCCUUGGUGGCUGACUAAGAUAAAUUAUGUUCUGCUGUUUCAUCCUCAAAUCCCUAAGCUAUAAAACUCUAUAUGGCCAAUGACUGUGUCUGCUGUCGUUGUGAAUUUAGAAUGACUUGAUUUGGAUAUGGCUAAAUGCUGGAUCAGUAGUAAUUCUCACAAAACCUGAACAAGCACUGCACAGGGUUUUUCAAUUAUAAUAUUUCACACCCAAGCAGAAGACAGAAUAGACAAACAGCUAACACAUAAAGAUAUAUUGGAUCCAGGGAUAUAGAGGUUACAGUCACCAGUGCAGCUAACACAGAAAGAUAUUGGAUCCAUGGAUAGAGGUUACAGUCACCAGUGCAGCUAACACAGAAAUAUAUAUUGGAUCCAGGGAUAGAGGUUACAGUCACCAGUGCAGCUAACACAGAAAUAUAUAUAUUGGAUCCAGGGAUAGAGAGGUUACAGUCACCAGUGCAGCUACCACAGAAAUAUAUAUUGGAUCCAGGGAUAGAGGUUACAGUCACCAGUGCAGCUAACACAGAAAUAUAUAUAUUGGAUCCAGGGAUAGAGAGGUUACAGUCACCAGUGCAGCUACCACAGAAAUAUAUAUUGGAUCCAGGGAUAGAGGUUACAGUCACCAGUGCAGCUACCACAGAAAUAUAUAUUGGAUCCAGGGAUAGAGGUUACAGUCACCAGUGCAGCUACCACAGAAAUAUAUAUUGGAUCCAGGGAUAGAGGUUACAGUCACCAGUGCAGCUACCACAGAAAUAUAUAUUGGAUCCAGGGAUAGAGGUUACAGUCACCAGUGCAGCUACCACAGAAAUAUAUAUUGGAUCCAGGGAUAGAGGUUACAGUCACCAGUGCAGCUACCACAGAAAUAUAUAUUGGAUCCAGGGUUAUAUCUGUUAUAGUUAAGAGUUUGUUCCAUAUAACAUUCCACCACAUUACAAUUUCCAAUAUAAUUUUUUAAAUCAUGAAGUCCUCCUUUUUUUGAUCUGUCAAAUAGUUUCAAAGUACAAUAAUAAAAGACAUUGACUGUUCCAUACUCCCCAGGGUCCAGAACCAUCUGUCUAUGAGCACUAUAGCACUCAUUUGAAUGUCUGAGAAGAGUCCAUCACACCCCUUUUGAUUACAAUUGUUACAAAUAACCUGUUUUUGCUUCAAAUCAAAUUUUAUUUGCCACAUGUGCCAAAUACAAGAGGUGUAGACCUUACAGUGACAUGCUUACUUACAAGCCCUUAACCAACAAUGCAGUUUUAAGAAAAAAAGUGUUAAGUAAAAAAUAGAUAAGUAAAAAAUAACAAAUAAUUAAAGAGCAGCAGUAAAAUAAAAUAAUAGCAGGGAGGCUAUAUACAGGGGGUACCGGUACAGAGUCAAUGUGCGGGGGCACCGGUUAGUCGAGGUAAUUGAGGUAAUAUGUACAUGUGAGUAGAGUUCAAGUGACUAUGCAUAGAUAAUAAACAGAGUAGCAGCAGCGUAAAAGAGGGGGUGGGGGUGGGGGGACAAUGUAAAUAGUCCGGGUAGCCAUGAUUAGCUGUUCAGGAGUCUUAUGGCUUGGGGAUAGAAGCUGUUAAGAAGCAUUUUGGACUUAGACUUGGCGCUCCGGUACCGCUUGCCGUGCGGUAGCUGAGAGAACAGUCUAUGACUAGGGUGGCUGGAGUCUUUGAUCAUUUUUAGGGCCUUCCUCUGACACCGCCUGGUAUAGAGGUCCUGGAUGGCCCUGGAUGGCAGGAAGCUUGGUGUGUUUUUGUAGAGAAAUCGCUCAAAGUGUCGCCUUGGAAACCAUAGAGACUCUUGCAUUCAACAACCUUCUGGACCUCCAUGAAAUGUGAGUGUGUUUCCCCCCGGACUAGAACAUGGAGCUCAUAGAAAGAGUUUCAUCUGCUUUCUUGUAUCGGCUGACCUUUUUUUCAAGAUAGUGUUCUAGAUUCUCCGUGGCCAACGUGAUUAAGACAUUUAAGCAUGUUAACCCCCGCAAGGCUGCCGGCCCAGACGGCAUCCCUAGCCGCGUCCUCAGAGCAUGCGCAUACCAGCUGGCUGGUGUGUUUAUGGACAUAUUCAAUCUCUGCCUUUCCUAGUCGGCUGUUCCCACAUGCUUCAAGAUGGCCACCAUUGUUCCUGUACCCAAGAAAGCAAAGGUAACUGAACUAAAUGACUAUCACCCUGUAGCACUCACCUCUGUCAUCAUGAAGUGCUUUGAGAGACUAGUCAAGGAUCAUAUCACCUCUACCUUACCUGUCACCCUAGACCCACUUCAAUUUGCUUACCGCCCUAAUAGAUCCACAGACGAUGCAAUCGCCAUCACACUGCACACUGCCCUAUCCCAUCUGGACAAGAGCAACACCAUAGUACCCUCCAAGCUCAUCAUCAAGCUCGACGCCCUGGGUCUGAACCCCGCCCUGUGCAACUGGGUCCUGGACUUCCUGACGGGCCGCCCCCAGGUGGUGAAGGUAGGAAACAACAUCUCCACUUCGCUGAUCCUCAACACUGGGGCCCCACAAGGGUGCGUGCUCAGCCCCCUCCUGUACUCCCUGUUCACCCAUGAAUGCGUGGCCAAGCACACCUCCAACUCAAUCAUCAAGUUUGCAGAUGACACAACAGUAGUAGGCUUGAUUACCAACAAUGACGAGACCGCCUACAUGGAGGAGGUGAGGGCUCUGGGAGUGUGGUGCCAGGAAAAUAACCUCUCACUCAACAUCAACAAAACAAAGGAGAUGAUCGUGGACUUCAGGAAACAGCAGAGGGUGCACCCCCCUAUCCACAUCGACGGGACCGCAGUGGAGAAGGUGGAAAGCUUCAAGUUCCUUGGCGUACACAUCACAGACAAACUGAAAUGGUCCACCCACGCAGACAGUGUGGUGAAGAAGGCGCAACAGAGCCUCUUCAACCUCAGGAGGCUGAAGAAAUGUGGCUUGGCACCUAAAACCCUCACAAACUUUUACAGAUGCGCAAUUGAGAGCAUCCUGUCGGGCUGUAUCACCACCUGGUACGGCAACUGCACCGCCCGCAACCGCAGGGCUCUCCAGAGGGUGGUGCGGUCUGCCAAAUGCAUUAUCGGGGGCAAACUACCCGGCCUCCAAGACACAUACAGCACCCGAUGUCACAGGAAGGCCAAAAAGAUCAUCAAGGACAUCAACCACCCGAGCCACUGCCUGUUCACCCAGCUAUCAUCCAGAAGGCGAGGUCAGUACAGGUGCAUCAAAGCUGGGACCGAGAGAAUGAAAAACUGCUUCUAUCUCAAGGCCAUCAGACUGUUAAAUAGCCAUCACUAGCACAUUAGAGGCUGCUGCUGCCUAUUGAAAUCACUGGCCACUUUAAGAAAUGGAACACUAGUCACUUUAAUAAUGUUUACAUAUCUUGCACUACUCAUCUCAUAUGUAUAUACUGUAUUCUAUUCUAUAAUAUUCUACUGUAUCUUAGUCCAUGCCGCUCUGUCAUUGCUUGUCCAUAUACAUGUAUAUUUUCAUAAAUUCCAUUCCUUACUAGUUUUGUGUGUAUUAGGUGUCUGUUGUGAAAUUGUUAGAUAUUACGGCACUGUCGGAGCUAGAAGCACAAGCAUUUCGCUACACCCGCAAUAACAUCUGCUAAACACGUGUAUGUGACAAAUAACAUUUGAUUUGAUUUACAGGUGAUGUUUGUGACGUUUAAUAAUAUGUCAUUGCAAGUGACUUAUAACUAAUAUUUCAGCUUGGGUGACAUGCUGUAUAACUACAAUGGUGAAACGUCAACAUCUUGACUUAUUCUACUGAGAACAUGUUGCCAGGUAAAGUAAUGAGGCUAUGUUGUGAAUAUAUGAAGGGGACUGGCUGAAAUCAGGAGGGUGCUGUAUGUCAGAUGUGUGCUGUUUCUGGUGUCAUAUUAACUUUUGUUUUGCAGCUUCAUUAAGAACACACGGAGCCUGGUGCACAUCGCUUGA
Messenger RNA from Coregonus sp. 'balchen', 4497 nucleotides. NCBI's taxonomy places the organism in Eukaryota, Metazoa, Chordata, Actinopteri, Salmoniformes, Salmonidae. The record is from the annotation of a GenBank genome assembly.